Paraphaeosphaeria sporulosa is the source of this 1806-nucleotide messenger RNA. Its product is annotated as cystathionine gamma-synthase-like protein. Gene Ontology annotation, molecular function: pyridoxal phosphate binding; cystathionine gamma-synthase activity. NCBI's taxonomy places the organism in Eukaryota, Fungi, Ascomycota, Dothideomycetes, Pleosporales, Didymosphaeriaceae. The transcript is spliced from 8 exons. Gene Ontology annotation, biological process: transsulfuration. The coding region runs from base 1 to 1806 and encodes 601 amino acids. The record is from RefSeq and is a predicted model, not a curated record.
AUGCCCCACUCCACGCCCGCCGAGAACGACGUCGCAGUUGGGGAGUCGUUGCCUCCCCAGACGCCGCACGCUGUGAGCGUUUCGUUGCCGACCUGGAAGGCGAAUGUGGGAUAUGAAGAAGGGGAAGAAUGGGUCGUUAGUAAGAUGGUAACCGGAUAUCCACGGUUCUUCGUGCACAAAAUCAUACAGGCGUUUGCUACGAAGAUUGCUGCCAAAUACGGGCAGCCGGAUGACCAAGCAAUGCUCUUUCCCACCUCUGCAAUUGCAGGACGGUGUCGAGACUUUUUCCUGCGUCAGGCGCCAGAAUUGGAGGCUCAGCAAGUCUGGAUCAUAGAUCUGGUGCCGAGUUCAGAAAGAGCGCGCUCGGAAGAAUUUUCUGUGAUUUCGCCUAGAGUCUCAGCGGUGCUCUUCCCUGAAUCUCACUUCAAGAUCGCGAAGACAUUCUGGCAGCAUUCGGGAGACGGCGUCUCAAGCCGGCGUGCUGAAUAUUGUCAAAGUUUGUUCGACGAAGGUCUGCUGGUAGAUUCGAAAGAAACCCAAGAGGUGCCCAAGGUGUGCAAGGGGCCUCGGAGAUACAGGCAAAAGACGUCCAUUGACCUGACUGGAUCUGGUGACAACUCGAACGGAAACGAGAACCAUGAUUCUGCCCAGUUCGUCGAGCAAAGGUUCGGACGCAAUCUCGAUAUCUCACAGACCAAGAACGCGAAACUCGCCGUCCGGAGACGCAUUGCUGGGUCAUUGACUGCGGACGUUGGGCUAGAAAAGGCUUUGUCUGUGAAAAAGGACAAUGACAGGAUUCGAGAUGUUCCUGGUUUUUCUGAGGACGAUGUUUAUCUUUACCCAUGUGGCAUGAGCUCCAUAUUCAAUGCCCACAGAAAUAUGAUGGCAACCAAGGCUCCAAUGAAGAGCAUUGUUUACGGAUUCCCGUACAUCGACACACUGAAGAUAGUCGAAAAGUUUGGUCCAGGAUGCCAAUUCUAUGGACACGGCUCGGCAGAAGAUCUAGAUGACCUAGAAAAGCGACUGGAAGGUGGUGAACGAUUUUUGGCUCUAUUCACAGAGUUUCCCGGAAACCCUUUGUUGCGUUCUCCAGACCUCGAGCGCAUUCGCUACCUCGCCGACAAGUACGACUUUUUCGUCGUCGUAGACGAAACGAUCGGAAACUUCCUAAAUGUGAACGUGCUGCCUCUGGCGGACAUAGUUGUUAGCAGUCUCACUAAAGUAUUCAGCGGCGACAGCAACGUUAUGGGCGGAGGACUGGUGCUCAAUCCCAAAUCCAAGAACUACGAUGCUCUGAAGCGGACUUGGGACGAAGACUACGUAGACAACCAUUGGGCGGAGGACAGCAUCUUCCUCGAGCGCAACAGUCGCGACUUCGUGUCACGUAUCGAGCGCAUCAACUCCAACGCUGAAGCCAUAGCUGAAGUAUUGAAUGCACACCCAAGAGUGAAGAAGGUGUAUUACCCCAAGUACAGUGACACCAGGCAAAACUACGACAAGUGCCGUAACCCCAAUGGCGGCUACGGUGGACUUCUCUCUGCCACGUUCUACACCAAGCAGGACGCAGCCAAGUUCUUCGACAAUCUUGAUACCGUCAAAGGACCCAGUCUUGGCACGAACUUCACGCUCAGCUCCCCCUACGUGAUUCUGGCGCAUUACCACGAGCUCGACUGGGCAGCAUCAUGGGGCGUAGAAGCGGACCUCGUCCGUUUCAGCGUCGGUCUCGAGGACACACGCAAAUUGGUCGGCACGUUCCAGCGGGCUCUCGAAGCCAUCACGGACACAGACAGUCACACGACUACUUAG